AUGAUCUACUGUAUGGGUGUCGGGAAGAUAUCAGAGUGCUCGGAGGAUAUCAGAGUGCCCGGAGGAUACCACAGUGCCCGGAGGAUACCAGAGUGUCGGGAGGAUAUCAGAGUGCCCGGAGGAUACCAGAGUACCCAGAGGAUAUCAGAGUGUCGGGAGGAUAUCAGAGUGCCCGGAGGAUACCACAGUGCCCGGAGGAUACCAGAAUGUCGGGAGGAUAUCAGAGUGUCGGGAGGAUAUCAGAGUGCCCGGAGGAUACCACAGUGCCCGGAGGAUACCAGAGUGUUGGGAGGAUACCACAGGGGCCAGGAGGACACCAGUGUCGAGAGGAUAUCAGAGUUCCCGGAGGAUACCAGAGUGUCGGGAGGAUAUCAGAGUGCCCGGAGGAUACCACAGUGCCCGGAGGAUACCAGAGUGUUGGGAGGAUACCACAGGGCCAGGAGGACACCAGUGUCAAGAGGAUAUCAGAGUGCCCGGAGGAUACCACAAUGCCUGGAGGAUACCAGAGUGUCGGGAGGAUAUCAGAGUGCCUGGAGGAUACCACAGUGCCCGGAGGACACCAGUGUCGAGAGGAUACCAGAGUGCCCGGUGGAUACCAGAGUACCCAGAACAAACCACCAACCUUUACCAGAUUUAGAGCACAGUCCUGCCUGUUUUGAGGUGACAACAGCUCGAGGUGGGCGUGGUGGAGGUGGGCGUGGCGGACGCGGAGGGUACAGAAGCUACCGAGGAAGGUACAGUGGAAGCUAUAGAGGUAGUCGAUCCUCUGGCUCUGCGUGGAAAACAGCUCUUAUCGCAGGAACGGUUUACUAUGGCAGUCGGAGAUAUAUGACUAGGAGGCGUUACUACAACAACCAGGCCCCGCAAAUCUGUGAGAACCGACAAAUGACUGGGAAUGACUUUUACGGAAAAUUUGUCUGUCCUAUGGCGGAGCAGCCUGAUGACUAUGAUUAUUGUUGCGGAGAAAGGGGUUAUCAAAGAUGCUGUAGAUUUACUGAUGAUAAAGGCAGAGUUCUUGGCCUUGUUAUUGGAAUCCUGUGUUUCUUCGCAGUAGUGGGUCUAAUAAUAUUCUGCUUGUGUAAACGUCAGAAGAAGUUAAGUAAGAAGUCAGAAGACUCAAUCAAAAGGCAUACUUGGAGUGAUCGUGCCGCGUCCGCACCUCACACACAAAUCCCAUUAAAAGAUUCCAGAGAGUUUCACAUGAAACCUGCUGGCCCCCACUAUGCGACCUACCCUAAUGGCACAGAGGGCUAUCCACAGGCAGGUGGUUACCCGCAGGCUGGUGUGGCUGGUUACCCACAGGCUGGCGGCUAUCCUGAGUCUGGGCCACCUACCUACCCCACAGAUGAAGUCUGUCUCCAGCCUGGGCCACCUGGCUACCCCACAGGUUAUGGCUACCCCCAGACAGGGGCACCUGGCUACCCAAUGCCCUACCCAGGGUCAGAACCCCCAUCAUAUGACAAGUCAGGUGGCAUGCCUUACUCACCUAACCCUACAGCUGACUACCCCACACCUGGAGGCGGACCUGAGGGGCAGUACCCAGGGGCUGGGCCUCCUCCCCAGUACCCAGGUGAUGGGACAGGACACACAAUGCCUAUGCCCACGUCACAAACUCCAGGGGCACUGCCUUACUCUCCCAACCCUGUGGGAUUUGUUGAUCCAAAUGCAGCCAACUACAACUACUCUGAUCCUAAUACCACUGGCCAGGGUUAUUCUAAAAUGACUGACGCACGAGGAGCACGCUACGGCGGAAGUCGCUACGGCGGAAGUCGCUACAGCAGUGUCCGUUACAGGAGCACCCGUUACAGCCGAAGCAGUUAUCGUAUCCGUACAGGAGCCCGUGUCAGCACAGGAGCCCGUGUCCGGGUGCGGUACGGUGGCGGGUCCCGUUAUAACGGAAUCUACAUUGGCGGAUACCGACAUUAUGGUUACCAUGACGACGACUACUACGAGAACGAGGACCACAGGCAGCCGGAUUCAGUUACAGGCAAAUAA
Molecule: messenger RNA, 1995 nt
Organism: Liolophura sinensis
Lineage: Eukaryota; Metazoa; Mollusca; Polyplacophora; Chitonida; Chitonidae
Exons: 11
Coding region: 1-1995 (664 amino acids)
Source: RefSeq, a predicted model, not a curated record